AUGGGGGGCCUCAGCCGGCUGUGCCGAGCCCCGGUUGUGCCAUUGGGCAACACCACACCACGAGUCCCCCCAGAUUACCGCGCUCGCCUGCAGCAGGACAGGGUUAAGGAGGAGGCUGUGGGCUCGGGGUGCGCCCAAGGGGCGGAGCUGCGGCGGCUGGGCGCACAGCUGGUGCGGGCGGACCAGGACGACGAGCGGACUCUGGAGGAAGCCCUGGAGGGCGCGUACGGAGCCUUCGUCGUGACCAACUUCUGGGAGCACUGCAGCAAGGAGAAGGAAAUCGAGCAGGGGAAGCGGCUUGCUGACCUGUCGAAGCGCCUGGGUUUGCAGCACGUGGUGUACAGCGGCCUGGAGAACGUGAAGCAGCUGACCAAGGGCCACCUGGAGGUGCUCCACUUCGAUGGCAAGGGAGUGGUGGAGGAGUAUUUCCGUGCAGUCAAUGUGCCCGCCACGUCCGUCCGACUGCCGUUCUACUUUGAGAAUUUCCUCUCCAGCUUCAAGCCCCAGAAGGCCCCGCAGGGAGACAAGUUUUUACUGGGGCUGCCCAUGGGGGACACCCCCAUGGAUGGGAUGGCGGUGGAGGAUUUGGGGCCCAUUGUGCUCAGCCUGCUGAAGUCCCCAGAGCAGUACGUAGGCCAAGUGAUCGGGCUCAGCACUGGCAAGCUCACUGUGGCGGAGUAUGCUGCUGCCUUCUCCCAGCAGACAGGCAAGACCGUGGAAGACUCCAAGAUCACCCCAGAGGAGUACGAGAAACUUGGCUUCCCUGGAGCAAAGGAGCUGGCCAACAUGUUCCGUUUCUAUGCCCUGAAGCCAGACCGCAGCGUGGAGCUGACCAUGAAACUCAACCCCAAGGCCCGCACCUUCCAACAGUGGCUGGCAGACAACAAGGCUGCUUUCUGACCUUUUGUUCUCCAGUCUUCCACCCAAGCUCCUGCAGCCAUAGCAGGAUCCUGGCCAUGAGCCAUGCAGCUGACUCUUAAGUGCCUGGGGGCUGCCCCACAGGAGCAGCAUGCUGAUGGGAGAGGUGGGAAGAGCUUUGCUGCACCUGUAGCCACCCUACUUGGUGGAGACUGAUCCAGACAGGUGGGAGAAGCACUACUUUGCACGCUAUCUUCAGGGAGGUGUUCAGUGAUUUGGGGUGUUUUCCUGUCUAUGAGGUGGUGGCUUAAUUUCUCAGGAUCACAUUUCCUAGGCAGCUCUAAGCACUCUAAGCAGCAGUGAUGCACUCAAAUGUCAGCAGCUCUAUGCCCAGAAAGGCAGUGCCUUCUCUUAGACAUUCCAGGUACCCAAAAGCAGCUCUGGUUUCUCCUUGGACCACGUUCAGGCACCACAGGUAAGCCAGCAGGCAUAGCAGCACACUUGCAGAGAUGUUGCCCUGUGUUAGCAUCACCCUGGCAAAGAAGUGUCCUUAGCCUCACUGUCAGCACUGAGGGUACUGUGCUGUGUAACCCAGCAGCUGUGCUGCCAGGCUCCUGCUGACAGCCUAAUUCCUCAGGCUAGGCAGCUCUCAGCAGCUGCAGCCUGGCCUCUGGGCUCCCAGGACCAAUUUCAAACACCACCCUCAUUAGCUGAGUAAAACUUCUGCCAGACGGUCCAACCUUCACAUUUAAGACUUGUUUACAAAGGUUUCCUCACCAUCCCCCAAAGGUAUCAUUUGGAUUAGAGCUCUGGGACAUGGCUGUUGUGCUUAAGAGUCAGCUGCAGCCAUGAGACAGAUGCUGUGUUAUCCAGCCUUGCCCUCCCAGCCCCAGUAACAGCCAAACCAGCAGAGGAAGGAGGUGUGAAGAGUAAACAAGGCAGCAAAGCACAGCGAAUGUUAAAUAUCUUUAUCAAGUCCAUCUUAUUUACAUGAAUACAGAAUCACUUUACAGACAGUUUAAUCAGGAGGCAACGCGUGCUUUAUUUCAGCAAAUUAAGGGCAGGACUACGACGUUCUCGUUGAACUGAUCGAUUAGUUUGUGGGCUGAUGGUACCUGCACAGUACAGCAAACAGCAGGCUACACUAACCAUGAAAAUACUCACUGCAAGAGCUCAACUCCGCCUGGAAGGGGUGAUCCGCUUCCCCUCUACUCUCACAUGUAGGAACAAUGACUUUUUACCAAUCAUUUAUGCUAUGGGUGUUGUGCUAAUGUAAUAAAGUAGUUUGGACAAACUGG
Molecule: messenger RNA, 2156 nt
Organism: Meleagris gallopavo (turkey)
Lineage: Eukaryota; Metazoa; Chordata; Aves; Galliformes; Phasianidae
Source: RefSeq, a predicted model, not a curated record